This is a messenger RNA of Bufo gargarizans (Asiatic toad), 3065 nucleotides long. RefSeq names its product gastrula zinc finger protein XlCGF26.1-like. The transcript has 4 exons. Gene Ontology annotation, biological process: regulation of transcription by RNA polymerase II. Lineage: Eukaryota; Metazoa; Chordata; Amphibia; Anura; Bufonidae. Gene Ontology annotation, cellular component: nucleus. The record is from RefSeq and is a predicted model, not a curated record. Gene Ontology annotation, molecular function: RNA polymerase II cis-regulatory region sequence-specific DNA binding; DNA-binding transcription activator activity, RNA polymerase II-specific. The coding region runs from base 27 to 1583 and encodes 518 amino acids.
AGGAGAAGGUCCUGGAGAAUCUUCAGAUGACAAAUCAGGGGGAAGAUCUGACUGAUAUUAAAGUAGAGGAUGAAGAAGAGAGGAUGAUGGGCGAUCCCCCGUGUAAGAGUGAGGAGGAGGAGAUGGAGGACUUUCCAGGAGAUGUCACAACAGCAGAAAAUCCCAGUACAAAUUCUGAAGGAAAUUUGUUGUCAGUAAAUUAUAAAGUAGAAGAUGAAGAUAUGCAGCGCUCUUCAGGAGAAAAUAUUAAUGUACAUCCAGGACUUCACAGUACAUAUAAUCUUCCUAAUCAUGAGGAACCUUCUCUUGACCAGAAAGAGGGUGAAAUGUUUGAUUGUGGUAAAGAGUUCACAAAAAGAUCAAGUCUUUCUACAUAUAGAAGAAUUCGCACCGGGGAGAAGCCAUACUCCUGUUCAGAAUGUGGGGAGUGCUUUACAGAUAAAAAACAUCUUGUUAGACAUGAGAGAAAUCACACAGGAGAGAAGCCAUAUUCAUGUUCAGAAUGUGGGAAAUGUUUUAAAGAUAAAUCAAGUCUUGUUAGACAUAAGAUAAAUCACACAGGAGAGAAGCCGUUUUCGUGUUCAGAAUGUGGGAAAUGUUUUACACACAAAUCAGAUAUUGUUAGGCAUGAGAGAAGUCACACAGGAGAGAAGCCAUAUUUGUGUUCAGAAUGUGGGAAAUGUUUUACACGGAAAUCAGAUCUUGUUACACAUCAGAGAUUUCACACAGGAAAGAAGCCUUAUUCAUGUUCAGAAUGUGGGAAAUGUUUUGCACAGAAAUCAGAUAUUGUUAGGCAUGAGAGAAGUCACACAGGAGAGAAGCCAUAUUUGUGUUCAGAAUGUGGGAAAUGUUUUACACGGAAAUCAGAACUUGUUACACAUCACAGAUUUCACACAGGAGAGAAGCCAUAUUCAUGUUCAGAAUGUGGGAAAUGUUUUAAAAUGAAAUCAAAUCUUGUUAUACAUGAGAGACUUCACACAGAAGAGAGGCCAUAUUCAUGUUCAGAAUGUGGGAAAUGUUUUAAAGAUAAAUCAAGUCUUGUUAGACAUGAGAAAAGUCACACAGGAGAGAAGCCAUAUUCAUGUUCAGAAUGUGGGAAAUGUUUUACACAAAAUUCACAUAUUGUUAGGCAUAGGAGAACUCACACAGGAGAGAAGCCGUUUUCGUGUUCAGAAUGUGGGAAAUGUUUUACACAAAAGCCAUAUCUUGUUACACAUCAGAGAUUUCACACAGGAAAUAAGCCUUAUUCAUGUUCAGAAUGUGGGAAAUGUUUUGCACAAAAAUCAGAUAUUGUUAGGCAUGAGAGAAGUCACACAGGAGAGAAGCCAUAUUUGUGUUCAGAAUGUGGGAAAUGUUUUACACAGAAAUCAGAACUUGUUACACAUCAGAGAUUUCACACAGGAGAGAAGCCAUAUUCAUGUUCAGAAUGUGGGAAAUGUUUUACAGAUACAUCAGGUCUUCGUAGACAUAAAAGAAGUCACACAGGAGAGAAGCCAUAUUCAUGUUCAGAAUGUGGGAAGUGUUUUGCACAAAAAACAGAUCUUGUCACACAUCAGAGAAGUCACGCAGGAAAAACAUUCUGAAAUCAGCAGAUUCCAUUUGGGUACAAAUAAAUUCAAACCAAAGUGACAGUGCUCAGAUUGCCCUAAUAAAUUAUGGAUGACAUUGUGAAGUCUUGUAGGGUUUUAACGUCAAGGCAGCAUUGGCAAUCUUAAAGUGGCAGUGAAAUAUAUAGAUAUGGAUAAACAGAUGGUGGCCGGUGGUAAUAAGCAAACUGUUUAACAACACAUUGCACUUUUGUCUUUGUUAUGCUUUUUAAAAUAUAGAAAAUCAUCCAAAACAUCUCUCUAAUGGGGUGGAUGUCUGGCAGUGUUUACACUCAGGGUGGUGUCAGAAGCAAUGGCUUGUUCUGAACAAGAAUGCUCACUUUUUGGGGAGCAGCAGCAGUAUUGUACUGAACCUGACGGACAAGGCAGGAGAUGUGCAUCUGUGUAGGGGUAGUAGAAAUGGGAGCAGUACAAUAUUAUCCUGACAAAGUAGGAAAUCCGCAGCUGUGCAGGGAGUAGAAGUAAUAGCAGCAGGUGUAGUGGUAGCUGCAGCAGCAGGAGUACAGUAUGAAACAUGACAGACAAGGAGGCAGGAGAUUUGCGGCUAUGUAGGAGUAGCAGUAGUGGCAAUGGUGGCAGUAGUAACUGUAGCAGUACGGUAUGAAACCUGACAGACAAGGCAGGAGAUUUGCGGUUGUCUUGGUGUAGCAGUUGGUGGCAGUAGAAGCUGCAGCAGUACGGUAUUCCUGCGGCUCGUCCACUCUGUUUACUCAGAAGGCCAUGAGGUCGGGGUAUGUGCUGAGGAAAGGGCACAGCACAGGUACAACUAAACCUGGUUGUUCAGUUGGUGUCUAUCAGUUUGCUGAUUUGCAUCUGGUCGGUGCAGUGGUUGAAUAAUCUUCCAUCAUGUUCAGCAAUCUGUUUUGGCUGCUGCUGCUGGAUCUGGGCAUGGCUGUACACAUAUCUGUCCCUGUGGUCUGUCGCAGUGCUUGUCCCCAACUAUAUUCACACUGGCUGCGGUGAGCAGUGGCAGUGCUUCUCUCCCUAUGUCUCCAGUGGCUGAUUAGUUAGCGAGUGCAUCGGGGAGAUACAUGAUCCGGCUUCCAUCUUCUGUCUGCAGUGUACUAAACACUGAAUUCGGGUUUUUAUUAGCAGUCUGCAGAUUUCAAACCAGUAUCUAGAUCUGGAUGUAAUAAAAAAAUUUGAAUAGCCCAUAACUUCCAUUCAAUUUCAUGGACAUUCCAGAAACAGUAGGGCAGGAAAUUUGGCAGUUUUUUUUAAACCAGACCAGAUCUUGCAGCUUGGAUCUUUGAUAUAGUGGCCAAUAGGACAAGAUCAGGGCCCCCCCCCAUUCUAAAGAUAAGUGCAGAUCCAAGAGGUGGACCCCACAUUUCAGAUAUGUCUGAAAUCAUAAUAAAACAACUCUGCUGUUUUCAUUAUAUUGCACAUAAUGUUAUGUAGCAUCGCCCUGAAGUGUCCUCCAUGAAUGUUUAACAAUAAAGCGUUUCAUUUAUGAAA